Messenger RNA from Echinococcus granulosus, 1938 nucleotides. RefSeq lists its product as hypothetical. Bases 1 to 1938 code for a protein of 645 amino acids. NCBI's taxonomy places the organism in Eukaryota, Metazoa, Platyhelminthes, Cestoda, Cyclophyllidea, Taeniidae. The record is from RefSeq and is a predicted model, not a curated record. The transcript has 7 exons.
AUGCAUUCCCAUUUUCCUCAUCUAGGAAUACUACCCUUCGUGCUAUUGGUAUGCCUGAACUUCACAUGUUUGGGAUCUCUUCGACUAAGUAGACGGUCAGGAGGCCAUGAGAGAGAGUACGAGGCACCUGAGAUCAGCAUACGCUCUGUCUCACCGCACUGGCUCAACAUUCAAUGCACCAUUCCCAAGAGCUCUUCCGAGUUCAAGGUCUUUGUCACCUGUCCCGCCCUUCCAUCUCCCUGCUACGAGAAUUGCCUCCCCACCCAAUCCUGCUCGGAGUUCAGCUCUGUGAACGCAGAAUGCUUGCCUGACAGAACCGCAGUCAACUGCACAGAACUGGUGAAUUCAGAUGGAAGCAAGUUGACGAGCCUCUGGAUCGAUAAACGCAGCCCACGGCUUCACGGCUCUUGGGUUUGCACAAGCCUUGGCGUGAAGAGUACUGUUGCCAAUGUAGUACCGGAACUGGAAGAAACACCAGUCGUUCCUCCAGUUCUGGAGGUGCUGGAAGAGUCACCGUCCCUUGGCAAUGCUAAGACUGUGCAACCGGAUAAUUUGAAGAACACAGUCGGGCAGAUGGAGGAGAAUGGAAAACCUCCAUUUUAUCCUAUUACAUCACAUCUUUCACGAACUCCCUGGAUAUUUUGCCUGAUUGCAAUUUUCAUUAUCUCCGUUACGGUGAACAUUAUUUUGUGGUGUAGAUGGUGCCUCGUAUGCUUCUUUACGGCGCGUCGAAGAAAGUAUAAUGAGGACCAAAAAACUCUCGGCGAUAUGAUAUGUCUUCCCACGCAAAUGAGUCGAACUCAGUCAGGGCUCUGGGAGAACGACGUCUUUUCCAGUCCUCUCAUCGAUGACCCGGGGGAGCCCUGCUACCUCAAGGAAAACUUAAGCAAAUUUCAACGUUUUGGAACGUUUGGUCCGAGCAACUUUGCAUACGAACAGUCUCAGCUACAAAAUCAGACUGACCUCACCGAAAUGGCAUUUCCCGAUUAUUUCAAUACACUGCAGCCUUGCCAGCUGUGGAGGACCCGGAGUGCUGUCGCAACAUUUUCGCCCGGAAAUCUCUCUCUCACCGGUGGCCAUUCUCAAAGCGAUACAGGCUCUCUCAACCAGGUGACUUCCCAAAGCAAUUUUCCACCACCUCCACCACCGCCGCCACUUCCACCUAAUCAAUCACUGCAUGGAACAAAGGAACCAAAACAACCUCUGCGAAUUAGCACGAAUCCGGCUCUUGGAAUCGCCACAGUUUACGACGACGUGGCUAGUAGCUCUACAAUAGCAGUGGUUUCAAAAGAUGCAAAAAAACCAAGUAUGCAGUUGGAACCGCACUUGCCCAGCUUGAUCGUUGCACGAAUAUUAGCUCGCGAAAAUCCCAGUAUAUUCGAAGCCUUGUUUGCGGAUCCAGUUGGAUCAAAGUUUGGCCCUGAUAUUGCUGAUUUCGCCUUUUAUAAAAAUGCGUUCUCGCUGAAACAGAAUGUCUUAUUUGAUACAAUUUUAGUUCAUAUUUUUCCAUCUUAUGUUGAUGGUAAAAAAACGGGGGGGCUGGAGGGCAAAUGCAUUUUCAUCGAUACGGAUUCCUCCUUCCCCCUCUUGGCAUUCGUCUCAUUCAUUGAAAAUUUCUUGUCUACGCGCUACCCAUCGACUCCCCAUUCGAAUAUGGUCGACGAAAUUUUGAGUCGAUUGUAUGUGGUGAACGCGCGCACCACCGUCGAAUGCAUCCUCGCCUUGCUGACCCUACGCGAUAUAAUAAAGUUCGACAGGAAAUACCUAUUGGUUGUCGGUUCCAUAUCUGCUCGUUUUGGACUGUUUCCAAAAAAAGAGAUCGCAAUAGCCGAGCUGUUGUUCUUUGAUUUUCUGAAGUACAUUGUCGACACUUUCCACAUCCAGUGCAUAUGUAUCCGCAUGCUUCCCUCGACCAAGGUGGAUUUUCUUUCUCGUUAA